AGUAGGGGGCGGUGUUUAAGCAAGCAAAGUGAUUUUGCUAAAGUUUACACAAAAUAACAUUUCAUUUCGCACUUUGACUAAAAAUAUCGUGACCCUGACGUUUUUGCGUGUCCACUGACUUUAUUUAAACGUGAGGUCUUAUUAUUGAAUGUUUUGUCUUUUUACUUGUCUUUCUAGUCUUCUAGUUCACUUCGCCGUCGACAUUUUCAGAGGAGUUUGACAUGUUCUUCCACGACUUGGACAGAGCAGAAAUGUCAUGGGACUUAAUAUCGUGCAGUGCGCAAUUCAGCUCCUGGUGAUGGACGGAGCCGCAGCCAAGGUUCACACUUUGAGAUAUUUUCACACUUCGUCUCAAGUCCCAAACUUCCCAGAGUUUGUUUCUGUUGGAUAUUUGGACGACCUUCAGAUCACUCACUUUGACAGUGUCACCAGGAAAUACGUCCCCAAACAGGAGUGGAUGAAGAAAAUCACAGAGGAGGACCCUCAGUUCUGGGAGAGGAAUAGACAGCUCGCUUUGGGGAACGAGCAGGUGGGAAAAUCCCAAAUAAAAACUGUGAAACGACGCCUCAACGUGACUGAAGGUGUUCAUUUUGUUCAGUUUAUGACGGGCUGUGACUGGGAUGAUGAGACUGGUGACAUCACAGGAUAUUAUCAACACGCUUUUGACGGAGAAGAUUUUAUUUCAUUGGAUUUUGACACUGAGACAUUUGUGGCUCCAAAAGAUGAGGCUUUUAUCACCAAACUGAAAUGGGAGAGGAUGGGAGAGGCUGCCAGACAGAAAAACUAUAUCACUGGAGACUGUGUCAAGUAUCUGAAGAAACACGUGCGGAACGGAGGGAGCGCUCUGAAGAGGACAGAGCUCCCCCUGGUGUCCCUGCUGCAGAAGUCCUCCUCAGCCCCAGUCACGUGUCACGCCACAGGCUUCUACCCCAGCAGAGCCAGGCUGUUCUGGACCAAAGACGGGGAAGAGCUGCUGGAGGACGUGGACCCUGGAGAGAUCCUGCCCAAUGAAGAUGAGACCUUCCAGACCAGUGUGUCCCUGGACCCGUCCUCUGUCCCCUCUAAGGACUGGGACAGGUACCACUGUGUGUUCCAGCUGUCUGGGGACAAAAAUAAGUAUGUGACCAGACUGGACCGGAGUAAGAUAAGGAUCAAUGAGAAGAACAACACAGCUCUCAUUAUCACCGUCCUUAUGGUGCUGCUCACUGUUUCUUCCUUCGCUGUGAUUGUCCUGGUCGUCUUCAUCUCGCGCAGGAGAUCUAAAGAGUGUUUGGUGAGAUCAGAGGCUACCCAGACUUUGUCUUCUAAUGAACAGAGAGAGCGUUUGGUGAGAUCAGAGGCUACCCAGACUUCGUCUUCUAAUGAACAGAGAGAGUGUUUGGUGAGAUCAGAGGCUACCCAGACUUCGUCUUCUAAUGAACAGAGAGAGCGUUUGGUGAGAUCAGAGUCUACCCAGACUUCAUCUUCUAAUGAACAGAGAGAGCGUUUGGUGAGAUCAGAGUCUACCCAGACUUCAUCUUCUAAUGAACAGAGAGAGCGUUUGGUGAGAUCAGAGGCUACCCAGACUUCAUCUUCUAAUGAACAGAGCGGUAUGAGGAUGAGUAACACAAAUUAACUUUCAAACCUUGUAAAUAUUUUGUGUUGAGGGUUUGAUUCCUGAACAGCCUGACAUUUUAUCUGUGUGGAACAUGAACUUUCUGCUUGUAUCUGGAUCCUGACUCAGAACUGCUCCACAAAUGUGUUAUUUUUAUAUGGUUUAUUCUCUGAUGUGUACAGACUUUUUAUGAGGGUGAUAUUUGUUAACUGCUUCAUUACGGUUCCAUGUUUUUCUGUUUAAUUGAGCAACUGUGAAAUAAAUCGUUGGUAAAGUUUAAAGGGUUUCUACAUUUUACAUCAGACACAGAGAAAUCCUAAACCUGUUUUUAAAAUUGUGCAAAAGUGCCAUCUUGUGGUGUGAGUUCUGCAUAUACACUUUGAGUAGAGUUUGUGUCUCUGGAGACUGGAUUUGGAGUAGAUAGAAUCAGUCAGACUGAUGUAUUAAACACGAGCAGUCAGAGGUUCGGACUCACCUCUCAUUCUGUGUUUUGUUUCUUUAUGUUUACUAUUUUACACAUUUUAAACUCAUACAGAACACAUCAAAUAUAUGAAGAAAAAAGUAAAAUAACUUUACUAAAUAUGUUUUAUAUUUUAUCUUGUUCCUGAGUGUGUUCAGAGUGUCCUCCCUUUGCUUUGUGGAGCUCAAACUCUUGUCCUUCUCUCAGUGAACUUCAUGAUGAAGUCCCUGAAGUGGUUUUCACUUCACAGCUGAGCCUCAGGGUCAAAAAAUGACAAAAGAGUAAACCAGGGUCAAAGGGUGAAGGACAUUUAUUGUUUAUUUAAUUUUUAAUCUAAAACAAGUUGUGAUUUAUUCAGUUUAUUUCUGUUCACUACAUACAUAUGUCGUUCAGUGAGAAUCCACAGUGUAAAUAAUCAUGG
This is a messenger RNA of Periophthalmus magnuspinnatus, 2475 nucleotides long. RefSeq names its product class I histocompatibility antigen, F10 alpha chain-like. The record is from RefSeq and is a predicted model, not a curated record. Lineage: Eukaryota; Metazoa; Chordata; Actinopteri; Gobiiformes; Gobiidae. Gene Ontology annotation, biological process: immune response. The transcript is spliced from 11 exons. Gene Ontology annotation, cellular component: external side of plasma membrane. The coding region runs from base 257 to 1615 and encodes 452 amino acids.